AUGCUGCGCCAGUGGCCAAACAUUGCUGUCACCAGCUUGGGCGAUGUGCUCAACUGGUGGGAUGUUCCAAGCCACGUGUUUUCGGUCUACCUGGUCUCGACGUUCUGGACAACUAUCUACACGGUCGAAGACGGCUUCCAGAACACGCGGGACAGCGCCAAUCACUUGUUUUGGCUGGGCGUCGGGACUGUCCUGAAAGGCUCCGCUGUCGCACACAGGCUGCAGACUACGAGCACGGUCGGCCACCUGCUCAUCCCGAUCCGGGAUGUCUUCCGGGACUCUUUCAUAACGGCCAUGCUUGUAGUCCUCGUCGUUGUCGUGUUUGUCUUCAUGGCGUUCGUGUACAUCGCUUGGAAGGGGGCCGCGGCAAGCGAGGCCAAGGCGGCAAUAGUGGACACUUGGGUCAACCUCGUGAUCGGAGAGCCGGUGAUGCUCACGGGGGGCGACCCCGAUGAAUUCGAGCGCCCUUGGUCGCAGUAUGUGCUCGUGAGCGUCACUCACCUAGCAUUCACCAUAGCGCUGCUGAACGUGCUGAUGGCGAUCACGAUGGAGACCUACCGCGGGAUGGGCCUGAAGGCGCACAGCAGGUUCCUGCGAGCGCGGGCCGAGCUCUGCCGCAUCACGCUGUGGAAACGCAGGGUGCUGCUGACCGUCUUCUGCAACUGGCUCAACCUGAGCGUGGGCAGGGCCCUGCACGCGCUGUUUGCCUGCCUGGUGGUCUCCUCCGCCGUGCUCCUGAUGACGAGCGUGCGGCUGGUGGUCGGCCUCCUGCUCUGUGGCGGCGGAGCGGAGGUGCUCCUGACGCUGCUGGUGCUGGUCGCCGACACCCCCGUCAAGCCGAGCGGGCGCGUCCAGGACAAGUGGUGGAUCGAGCAGCACUACCUCUGGGUGUGCACGCCCCGCGAGGAGGACGCCGCGCAGGAGGAGGCCGCGCGCGCCCUGCAGCAGCUCUGCCAGGGCGACGCCGCGGAGGCGCUCGCCCGGCUG
Messenger RNA from Prorocentrum cordatum, 987 nucleotides. The record is from the annotation of a GenBank genome assembly. Lineage: Eukaryota; Dinophyceae; Prorocentrales; Prorocentraceae.